Styela clava is the source of this 3690-nucleotide messenger RNA. The record is from RefSeq and is a predicted model, not a curated record. NCBI's taxonomy places the organism in Eukaryota, Metazoa, Chordata, Ascidiacea, Stolidobranchia, Styelidae.
UUGGUAAAGCUAAGAAUAAAGAACGUGUAAAAGAGAAUCUUUUGAGACUACUUGCUAAUUUGAACAUUAGUACUGCUCCUUGUACGGUUGAAAGAAUUUGAAAGAACUGGAGGAACAUCAGAAUAAAAUUAGAGAAUCAUUGAUUCAAGUCAAAACCGAAACUGAAUUUGAGAGUAAAGUUCUGCUUAUAAUGAGUGAUAUUGAACAAAAUGUAAAGAAACUAAACACAGAAAAUGAAGCAAAGCAGCUGAGUAAUAUUCCAAGUGAAAAGGCAAAACAGGUUUACAUGAAUUGGACAAAUAAGUUGAAACAACAUGGCAAACUUCACAUGAGCGAUCAAGAUGCAGCUCGAAAACUCAUAACAUAUUCAAAGCAUUUAAAGAUGUAUCAUUGUUUACUGGAUUUGAAGAACCUCAUUCCACAAGCAAUGUUAAAAACAAACGAAAUGGUGGAUUUUGUGCAAAAUGGAUCGGAAAAUAUUGAGUUGGAAAAGAAAAAUGAGGAAUUGCUAAAGAUGUCAUCAAAUAUUGAAUUGCCGAUGAUUGAAAGGUUGGUCAAUAUUUUGACUGAUGAGUUUAAGAAAAAUUCAGAAGCUCGGUAUAUUAUAUUUGUUAAAAUGAGAUUGACAGCUUCAGGCUUGGAAGAAUGCUUCAUGAACAAUAACGAACUCAAGCAUCUGAACCCAAAAUAUUUGAUUGGAACACAUGCUAAUAAACAAUCGGAAGCAAUGACGAAAGAUAGUCAAGAGAGUGUCUUGAAAUCGUUUCGAGAGGGUGUUACAAAAGUGCUUAUUGCAACAUCAGUUGCUGAAGAGGGACUAGAUAUACCAGCAUGUAACCUGGUUAUCAUGUUUAAUUAUGUAACUGGUGAAGUUGGAAGGAUUCAAAGGAAAGGUCGUGGUAGAGCUGUAGAUAGUCGCGCAAUUGUCAUAACAUCACAAGAAAGUGAUCACCUGAGAAAAGAAGAAGACAAUAAAAUUUGUUCCGAAGCUUCUGAUAUAGCAAUUCAAGAUGUAAAAAAUAUGACAGAGGAGAAAUUAAAAAUGCAGAUUACUGACAUUCAAAAAAAACAAAGAGAAGAUAGAGAUAUAAAAAGAAAGAUGGCAAAUAAGUCAAGCAAAACUAAAGAAUCUCCUUCAAAAUGGAAAGUACUUUGUGGGGAUUGUGGAUCAUUCAUUACAUCUGCAGACAAACUUCGCCAUAUAGAUAAUACACAUACUGUGGUGAUGGAUGAAAAGUUUCAUGGCCGGAUGAAAAAACAGGCAAUGGAUAUGAAAAAGGGGCCUACUAUUCGAGGAAAAGGAAAUUUUCUUUGCUACAAUCCGAAAUGCGGUAUAAAGAUAGCAUUGAACCUUGUACAUAAGAAGACACUUUUUCCAACACUCUCUAUAAAGAAGAUAAAGUUGCAAAGAGAUGAUGGCAAAGUGGAGAUUCCUGGAAAAAGAAGUAACUUGCCUUUUGCCAUAAACAAAAGUGUCCAUGAAGCAGAUGAUGAAGAAAUGCAGAAAUCAUUUGAUGACAAUCCGGAGGAUGGAGAUGAAGAGAUGUUGGAUGAAGAUUCUCUUCUGUAUGAUGAAGAUGAUACUUAUGAACUUUUAGAACUGAUCUAAAACAAUUAAUAUGAUAUAACCCAAUCCUAUUGUAGAUGUUUCAUAGUUUAGCAUCUAUUUGAUACGAUUCAUCUGCAAAUCUGAUGUAUAUUUUUGUUUGCAAAAUUUGUAAUAAUAUUUGUCGGUAGAGUAAAUUAAUUAUUAGGUUGUAAUUUGAUAUUAGUAAAUACUUUUAAAUGUACUAUAUCUAAUUUUUUUAGUCUCCCUAUUGUUAUCAGUCAAAUCGAGUUUAAGUCUGAGGUGUUUUGAAUAUCAUUUGAUUAUGCUUGUGUUGUCUAAUGUUGAUUCAUAUUAUAGAUAUGUAAUUUAUAUAAAAAUAAGAAAAUUGAAUGGUUCAAAGUUUAUCAUUCCAUUUCAACAAUGAAUAAAAUGAUUGCUAUCGAAUAAACUACAAUCAGUGAACCUGUGAUGUUUUCUAGCCACUGUUAUAAUUUCUUUGCACUAUUUUGAUUCAGGCACAUUUUUAUUUCAUUAUUCUUUGAAAAUGAUAUGCAUUACAAUAUUGCAUUAUGCUAUGCAGCCUUUUUCUCAAAAUGAUGUUUUCAUAUUAUUUUUUAAUUUUGUGAAUGAAAAUAUUUAUCAUUAACAACUGAACUCAUCUGUGCUAUGAUAUAUUUAAUGCUUGAACAGAUCAACAGAAUGAAUUGAUUUUUUUUAUAUGCUUUACAGUAAUCUGAAAGUUAUGUUAUAUGCAUCUCAAGAAACAAUUCUUCAUUUGUACAUCAUAGUGUGGUUAAUACACUCACUCCAACUGUGUCUUUGUUAGUUUUUGUAUGUAUUGAAAACUAGUUCGAUGUUGAUUCUUUUGCUUAAUAUGCUGGUAUUACUUAAAAUUCUGAUUUUAUGCAGUUUUCAGUAAUUUUCUAACUCAACUUUGAAGUAAAUUUCUCUUUUUAUAUUUGUGAUUGUAAGUUUUUUGAAUGGAUGUCCAUUAGAUGAAUAUAUUUUAGGUUUGUUACUUACAGGUAGAUUUAUAUGGGUCAUUUUAGAAAGAUUGUACAGCUCAUUAUCAAGCACUGUUAGAUUUUAUUUUAUAUUCGUAUUGAUGAAAUGAAUGGGGUCAUGAUUUUUAAGGCCAUAUAUUAUAGUUUUUAUUCUAGUAGAACAGUGGUUCUCAAAUCUCAAUUUUUUGAGAGGGCGUGGAGCUAAUUAAAAAUCAAAAUAUUUGGAACUCACCAACCUUAUUUCGGAUAUUCACAUUUCUUUGUUUGGAUAUUUACGUUCCAUCCACAUAUUUCCAAAAUGUUUUUUGAAUAAAACAUACUUUCGCCUUAGUAUCUGUUAUUUGUAGCUUAUUGUUACCUACCGGUAUUUAUUUUCGAGGUUGGGCGUGAGACUUGACAAAAUCUAAAAAUAGGGCCCGGCUUAAAAAGUUUGAGAACCACUGUAGUAGAAGAUUGCUCCGUGUGCAUGAGUUAGUCAAGUAUAUAUUAAAAUUCUUCAUUUAAAGUCUGUAGUUCAAAUAUUAUAUCACUAUGUAUUCAUAUAUCUUGAACUUUUUUAUGGAGAGUCACUAAGAAUGUUUUAAUAUAAGUUUCUGAAAUAGCCCAAUUUCGUUGUUAUGAAUCGCCAUAUAUUAAUAUCCUAGUUUUUGAAACAGAAUUGUUUAUGUACUAAUUAGUACAGGCUGAUCACUAGAAAUACAGAAAAUUUGUCAAACAGAUAUAUAUUUUUACAAAGAAUAACUUUUACAAAGUUUUUUAAAGGCAUAUGUUAUAUUCCUUUCAAUUCUGAAAGCUGUUUCCUGCCUUCUUUCCGUGAGACAGGUGUCAAAAUAGAAAUCAAAUAGAACUUAUAAGGUAUCAACCUGAAACAACCUAGAACCUAAUAGAAAUGAAAACGUAUCGAAAAAGAAAUGAGUAAGCACACAUUUUAUUUGUAAUCUCAUCUGACCUUCAAAUUUUUUGCUUUGCUAGUGACCACCCUGUAUUUAGGCAGUAAUGUAUUUUAUAUAUGGAUUUAUUUCUUAGAAUCUAUUACAAUUUUAGAAACAAUUACAUUGUGAUUAUAAAUAAAUUAAAUCAGUAAUAUAUGUACUACUUGAAUUUUUUUUGAUAGUUUUUACCAAUUACCCAACCCAA